AAUGGACAAAGGCAGUCCGAACGGGCACGCCAAAAAACAGAUAUGACAAAAAAUCGGAUUCGUGCAUUAAGACCUGUAGUAUGAACGUAGCCUACUUAGCCCCAAGACGACUGAAAGGUGUCAGAUAUUUUUGGACAAGAAUCCGUUCAAUCUCGCUUCUGCUUCGAGUCGUUUGCGUGCACGUUGAAACUUCGAGGCCUGCUAAGGUUAGCCUAGCCUAGUUUAGCAGCUAACAAAGAGAAACAACGCGCCUGGGAUAAACACGUCGCCGAGCAAGCAAACGUCAAGUCCCAAAAUGUCAGAUGUCAGUCAAGCGCAUCGUCCUGAACGCCUGGAGUCUGCUCGCAUGGAGUUAGCUGAAGAGUCGCCAUUCAUCAAAAAGCUGGAGGAAGAAUAUGUCCACAUUAAAGAGGAGCAGGAGGAGUACUUCGUUAGACUGCAGAACCCCCACAUUAAGGAGCAGCAGCAACCUCAUCCCCUCAAAAAGGAGGAGGAGGACCCUCCAUAUGUUAAAGUGGAGGUGGUGGACAUCCCCAAGUGGACGAGUGAGCCCUUAAAGGAUGAAGAUGGAGGUCCAAGUGAGGCCAGCAGAGGGACGGAGCCUCCGAAUGGCAGCAGCAGCAGAUCAAAAGAAGGGUCCCAAGCAGACAACCUCAUCGCUCGACCAUCAGAGAGUGCCGACUUCACAUUACACUCGCUGUUCUGUUUCAGAAAAUAUCUUGGUGCUAAGCUAGAAUCUCCUGGCGUAAAAGAGGAUGUUGAGCUCCCCCAAAUCAAAGAGGAGCCAAAGCCCUGUCAACAAAAUCAACUUCCAAUCAAAAAGGACGAGGAGGAGUUGCCAUAUGGAAAGAAGGAGGAAGAGGAGGAGCAUACCACCAGGUUGACUGGUGAUCCCUUGAAGAGUGAAGAUGGUUUAAGUGAGGCCGGCAGAGGGGCGGAGCCUCCAAGGGGCAGCAGCACAACAGAAGGAUUGCAAGCAAACAUUUUCAUCGCUACAUCAGACACAAAUGCAACCACGUCACACUCACCUUACAUUGUUGUUGGUCAUAAGACAUCUCACGGUGACGACAAACUCUGCAAAUGCUCUCAGUGUGGGAAAACCUUUGCUAAUAAGUAUAAUUGUCAAAUGCAUAUGAGGAGCCACACUGGUGAAAAGCCUUUUUCCUGCUCGGUUUGUGGACAAGGUUUUGUUUUGGUGGGAAACCUAAAAAAACACACAAGAAUCCAUACUGGCGAAAAACCUUUUGCCUGCUCAAUUUGUGAGAAAAGAUUCAGGCACAACAGCAACUUGAUAUCCCACGCAAGAUCCCACACUGGCGAAAAACCUUUUUCCUGCUCAGUUUGUGGUCAAGGAUUCAGUCGUAAGAGUGCCUUAAAAGUACACACAAGAACCCACACUGGCGAAAAACUUUUUUCCUGCUCAGUUUGUCGUCAAGGAUUCAGUUGUAAGAGUGCCUUAAAACUACACACAAGAGCCCACACUGGCGAAAAACCUUAUUCCUGCUCAGUUUGUGGUCAAGGUUUCGCUCGAAAGGAAUACUUAAACAAACACACGAGAACCCACACUGGUGAAAAACCUUUUUCCUGCUCAGUUUGUGGUCAAGGUUUCGCUCGAAAGGAACACGUAAACGAACACACGAGAACCCACACUGGCGAAAAACCUUUUUCCUGCCCGGUUUGUGAUAAAAGAUUCAGUUAUAAGACCACCUUAAAAUUACACUCAAGAACCCACACUGGCGAAAAACCUUUUCCAUGCUCAGUGUGUGGUCAAAGAUUCGCUCAAAAGCGAUCCUUGAAAGAACACACAAGAACCCACACUGGCGAAAAACCUUUUUCCUGCUCAGUUUGUGGUCAAGGUUUUGCUCGAAAGGAACGCUUAAACGAACACACGAGAACCCACACUGGUGAAAAACCUUUUUCCUGCCCGGUUUGUGAUAAAAGAUUCAGUUAUAAGGCCACCUUAAAAUUACACUCAAGAACCCACACUGGUGAAAAACCUUUUCCAUGCUCAGUUUGUGGUCAAAGAUUCGCUCAAAAGCGAUCUUUGAAAGGACACACAAGAACCCACACUGGGGAAAAACCCUUUUUCUGCUCAGUUUGUGGUCAAAGAUUCAGUCAUAAGAGCAUCCUAAAACAACACAUAAGAACCCACACUGGCGAAAAACCUUUUUCCUGCUCAGUUUGUGGUCAAGGAUUCUCUCAAAAGCAACACUUAAAAAGUCACGAAAGAACCCACACUGGUGAAAAACCUUUUUCCUGCUCAGUUUGUGGUCAAAGAUUCAGUCACAAGAGCACUUUAAAACAACACACAAGAACACACACAGGUGAAAAACCUUUUUCCUGCUCAGUUUGUGGUCUAGGUUUUGCUGCAAAGAUAAAAUUACAAAAACACAUAAGAACCCACACUGGCGAAAAACCUUUAGGUUAGGUUCGGGUUGGGGGGUUACGUUUGUAUUCAUGGUACACUUUAUUUUUGUGAUUGUAUUUCUGUUUGGACUUUGCCAUUUUGUGUUUUACCUUUUCUGGCCAUCAACGUCUUUCCUUUGGUUCUCUCGCCGACAGGCAUCAUUUAUUUCAUAAUCUCCUAUUCAAACUGUACUUUUCACAUUUAAUAUUUGAAACUGCAGACCCCAAAUUCCAAAAAUUCAAAAUCAUUCACAGAUAUUGUCAUUAAAUAAAUAUGGAAAUUUAGAACACAUUGUUCAAUAUUGUAACAAAUGAGUUUUUUUGUGUGGGGGUUAAUGUAAAUAUAUAUAUAUUCAAUUACUAUUACGUACUACUCGUGAUUGACUGUAUGAGAGCCAAAUAAACAAAAAAAAAGGACUCUGACAGUAAAGUCAUGUUCUUACUACAAGAAUUGUUUUUGUUUUUUUUAUCCUUGGA
Molecule: messenger RNA, 2883 nt
Organism: Corythoichthys intestinalis (scribbled pipefish)
Lineage: Eukaryota; Metazoa; Chordata; Actinopteri; Syngnathiformes; Syngnathidae
Product: oocyte zinc finger protein XlCOF6-like
Exons: 3
Coding region: 296-2428 (710 amino acids)
Source: RefSeq, a predicted model, not a curated record